Molecule: messenger RNA, 4880 nt
Organism: Pelodiscus sinensis (Chinese soft-shelled turtle)
Lineage: Eukaryota; Metazoa; Chordata; Testudines; Trionychidae
Source: RefSeq, a predicted model, not a curated record
UGGCUGGGGGAGCCGGCUUCCCUGGGUGCGGAGCCAGCCCCCCCCAUCUUCCCCAAGGGCCUGACAGGUCUGUGGGCCACCCUGUGGUUGAAGUAAACAAUAGAGUCUAAAACACUGGAAUCCCCCCCCCUCCAGUAAAUAAUGCAAUUUACGAAAAGUUUUCGGGACAUUUUUCAUCUCUGCUGCAUCCUCUGCGCAUUGUGACGUUCGUUCCUUGUCUAAACGCACGAUGAGACUCCUAGAGGCUAUGAAAUGGCAAUAGAGGAUACAAGAGGCAAUAGCGGAUACAGGUGGUCCCCGACUUACGAACACAUCAACGUACGACCAGCCGCACUUACGACCAACCUCCCAUGCAGCCGGUCCCCAACGUACGAACGGCAACCCGCGCUUACGAACAGCGCAGUCCCAUUUAAAUGAAUGGAGUCCGACUUACCAACAGAUCGAGUUACGACCAAGUGUUUGGCCAUAAAAAUACAGCGGAGGACCCCAGAAUUGACAGGGGGAAGCCAACGCAAGUUUAUCUUCUUCAAGAUUCACUCAAUCCAAGUAUAUAAGAUGAUCACCUGCAAACUCAAAUCAUGAGAUGUAUGGAUAGCACAUCAAGCGGAAUGCGUUCCACUUAGAGAUCCAGGUGAGAUCAGAAAUCCAUUGCACUAUGAACUAGAUACUCACCGUGAGAGACCGUUCCUGGUCUGAACAGGUUACAGUUGAAAUAAGCAAGACAGGCAAAGGCUGGGAAAAAGGAGAAUGACUGGGAUAUGUUCGAGGAAGACACACUGAACUAUUCAUCCAUCACAAGGAGUUUUAACCCGCCUGCUUUAAUUGCAAGUUCAGCUCAGCUUAAUUUUACAGCUGCUCCAAAGUCCUCAGAAUGAACAUCUCUUUAAUAUAUUUACAAUGCAUGACACCUAGAAGAAUUUGAGGAGAAGGUGGGUGGAAUACUGAAUAUGUUUCUGUAUGUUUCAGCUAAGAUUAUCUAAGAUUUCCCAAAAUGUCCAGAGGAUUUAGAUGCACGAUUCCCAUUGAAAUUAGUAGGAGUUUUGCAUCUAAAUCCACUAAAUGGCUUUGACUAUGUUAAGCCUCUAGAAAUGUGACAGAGAUGGAGGAUGGCUUUUUUAGUAAGAUGCCACUUUCAUCUAUUUGGUACACAUUCUGUGCCCAUCCCCAUGUAUUGGAGCACUUAUGUAAGUCAGUAAAUGAUAGAUUUUGUUCCUACAUUUCUGAAAAACACUGCACUAUGGAAAGUCAAUGUGCGGGCAAGCAAUGUAAAACCUUUUAUGAUCAAAAAAAAACCAAACACAGGCAGGAGAACAGAAAAGCUGGAAGGACUCUGUUCACCCACAUGCUAAGAUUAGUUGUGUCCGAAUGUUUAAUUUCUCUUGAUAUCCUGGAAUUGUGUGUUCAUCUGAAUUAAAAUCUAUGAGCCGGGACUCAGCAAAUUCUCAUCCUGGUAUUGGCAUGUGUCGGGGAGAGGAAGGCACAUGGGUGUAUCUUUGUGAGUUUUGGCAUCAGGGAUUUACCUUUACUGGGGACUUUUUCACUUAUUAUGAGAUAUCCUCUUAGCCACGUCACUGGAAUUUCUAGGAAGUAGGAGCCGAGAGAGAACAAAAAGGCUGCGAGGCACGAGCUGAAGGCAGAGAGCACACACUGAGACUGAGUGCAAGAACUACUGCAGCAGCUUAUCAAAGGAAACCAGCGGCAGAAGGAACCACUCUACCAAGCCGUUACACAGCACCAGGACAUCAGAACCACCGUCUCCCUCUCUUCAAAGAGCCAAGUGAAGAGAAGUUCCCCAGAAACAUGAUUGGCCUGUGGCUCCUCUCUGUUCUCACUUGUGGACUCAUGGUGCUUGAGGAGGGCAAUUGUUGGACAUAUCAUCAUUCAGAAAUAAAUAUGACUUUUCUGCAUGCGAAGGACUGGUGUAGGAAACACUUCACAGACAUGGUUGCCAUUCAGAAUAAAGAGGAAAUUGCCUAUCUGAAUGCAUCUUUACCCUACAAUCCAGCCUAUUAUUGGAUUGGAAUCAGAAAGAUUGACAAUAAGUGGACCUGGAUUGGAACCAACAAGCAGCUGACGGCCGAGGCUGAAAACUGGGCGAAAGGCGAGCCAAACAAUGGAAAUAACGACGAGGACUGUGUAGAAAUCUACAUCAAACAAAAAAACUCAACUAAUGCUGGGAAAUGGAACGAUGAAAGCUGCAGCAAGGAGAAGGUUGCCUUGUGCUACACAGCUUCCUGCAACGCGUCUUCCUGCAGUGGCCGUGGUGAAUGCGUGGAGACCAUUAACAAUCAUACCUGUCUCUGUUAUGCGGGAUUCUACGGGCCUGAAUGCCAGCAUGUUGUGGCGUGUGACCGACUAAAAGAACCCGAACACGGGACCUUGGAGUGCAUCCAUCCACUGCAGAACUUCAGCUACAACUCCUCCUGCAAGGUUCAGUGCGCAGAAGGCUACGAACCCACGGAAGAGCCAGUGUUGUGCACCUCUUCCGGGAGCUGGUCGGCCCCAACUCCAGCAUGCACAGUGGUGCAGUGUGACGGCUUAAAGGUUCCAGCUCAUGGCUCCCUGACGUGCUCUCCUGCCUCUGGGAACUUUGUGUGGAAUUCAACCUGCGACUUUGCCUGUGAAGAAGGGUUUGCGUUGAAGGGCUCAGGCCGGCUCCAGUGCGGCGCUUCUGGGAGGUGGAAAGGACAGCCGCCAACAUGCGAAGCUGUGACAUGCGAAGCCGUGAGGGGGCUUGAAAACGGCUUUGUGGACUGCACCCUCCAGGAGCCAGCAUUCACCUACAACUCUACCUGUGAAUUCUAUUGUGAGGAGGGCUACUGGUUACGUGGAGAACGCACAGUUCAGUGCACAGAGCAAGGAGAAUGGUCAACGCCUUUCCCGAAAUGUGAAGUGGUGCAGUGUGACAGCUUACGGGCUCCAGCUCAUGGCUCCCUGACGUGCUCUCCUGCCUCUGGGAACUUUGUGUGGAAUUCAACCUGCGACUUUGCCUGUGAAGAAGGGUUUGCGUUGAAGGGCUCAGGCCGGCUCCAGUGCGGCGCUUCUGGGAGGUGGAAAGGACAGCCGCCAACAUGCGAAGCUGUGACGUGCGAAGUCGUGAGGGGGCUUGAAAACGGCUUUGUGGAUUGUACCCCCCAUGAGCCAGCAUUCACCUACAGCUCGACCUGUGAGUUCCGUUGUGAGGAGGGCUACCGGUUACGUGGAGCACCCUCAGUUCAGUGCACAGGGCAAGGAGAAUGGUCAGCGCCUUUCCCGAAGUGUGAAGUUGCACAGUGUGAAACCCUGAUGCCUCCUGAAAAGGGCUCCAUGAAUUGUUCACACCCUCUUGGGGAUUUUGCAUCCGGCACAGUGUGCAAGUUUAACUGCACCGGGGGAUGGUUGCUAAACGGCUCGAACGUACUUCAGUGCAGCCCUGAAGGGAACUGGACUUCAAGGCAGCCGACGUGUGAAGCUCCUCCGGCAUCUGAGAAACUCAUCAGUUACAUCUCCAUUGCAAUAGCUGCCACCAGCGCCUCUCUGCUGUCGACAGCAUCACUCCUCAUUUGGCUCGUAAAGCGGCUUCGAAGGAAAGCAAAGAAAUUUACUCCUGCCAGCAGCUGUCAGACUCUCAACUCUGAAGGUACCUACCAAAGUACUGGGUAACUCAUCUAAUGCCAAGUGACGCGAGAGAGAAGUGAGGAAUCGAAGCUGUUAUCACGGAUGCCUAGGAAUCGGAAGUAUACAGGGAUCUGCAAGUGACCAGGCGUUCAUCUAUCUUGCUGACAAGAAGAUUAGCCUCGUCUCUUGCUACUAAAUACUGAGCCGAGUCAUCUGCUUUGGCUAACAACCACAAGCGAGCUGGGGGUAAAACGCUGGCUGUUUACCAAGAGACUACACAGACCCGGUCAACAUACAGCUACAGUGAUUGGGAGAAAUGUUUUCAUUCUCUGGAUGGAGACGAAAUAAGCUGGACGCUUAGGGUCAGUCUGUAGCUAGCAGGAUGGAGUGAAUACCUUGUUAUACGCUGCUGGAGAUCUCUCCCAUGGAGACAUACGGGUUGCAUUUUUAAAGCAAAGUAGGAUAUAUGUGCAGAACUGCUUUGCAAACCAUUGAUUUGGUUCGCUGAUAGUUAUUGAAGUAAAUGUACUGCAGCAAUACAUCACAGUUAAUACAUAUGUCUGUGAGACUAAGGGCAGGGUGUUUUGCUGCAGUUCCUUGCAAGUUCUUAACUUUAAAGCGAUGCUAAUGGGAGGACAAUCAGAAUGAGUAAUUAUUCAGGCCCUCUGGUUUGGGAAGGCAGUAAGUAGAUAGGGAACUAGUUCAUCCCCAUGGGAUUAAGGAUUGUAAUCUAUAUAAAUAUGUGUUUAGUUUCUUGUGUACCUUCUUCUGCAUGUACUUCUGUGCUGCUUGUUAAUUGUAGAAUCGCUGUAGCAUGUCUGCCCUUCAGUGCAGCAUCAUAGAUGUUAUGCAAAAAGUAUGGGAUACCUACUCUGUUCAGAUAAAAUAGUCUGCAGGCUAUCUCAAAAGGUAAUGACUGCAGACCUGAAAGAAUCCCAAACUGACUAUUGAAAUUCUGGCUUCAUUUAAAUUGAUGAGAGUUUUACCAUUGGUUUCAGUGGAGACAGGGUUUCAUGCUAUGUACUUAUUCCUUUAAACUUCUCUGUCAUGUAGGGACAGAGAUGAUUAAAGGUCUGUGUGUACAUCCAUGCCUGCAGAUUAUUUAAUUCUUAACUGGAAGCAUAAGAUGAUCUUUCUGUAUAACAAGUAUAAUCUGUUUAGGUUUUAUAUUUAUCACUGUGGUUUUGAAUAAGCUAUGUAUUUAAUUUAUUUAUAAUUAUACAUCCAUUUUAAUUUGAUAUGUGCAGUGCUUUAUGUGACGUUGAUUAAUAAAAUGGUUUGAG